CGAAUCCUCUCGCGCUUUCUGCUCUGAGAUUUGCCUUUCAUCCUCCCUCUGCGAGCUCAGCUUCUUGGAUUCCCUGGGAUUUGUGCUAUUUCCUGCGCUUUCCCUUUAUUGGGAUGGAAACCUACGCGGCGUCGAUCGAUUGCCUUUCAUGCGGCGAGUUUAUUUAUCUCCAGUUCUUGGCGUGUGUGUGUGUGUGGUUGAAUCGAGUUCUUGGGGGUUGUGAACUUGUAAUCCAUCUGUCCAAGAAACGUUGACGAGAACGAGACUGUGUGCUGCAGUAGCUAGCGGUGGAAGUGGUGUGUUGUGAUGGAGUCGCAGCAGGGGAAGGCGGUUUCUGCGCCGGCGGCGAACGGGAGCGGCGGGGAGCUGAUCGGGUACGUCGACGUGCUCGUGCAGAGCGCGCGGGACAUCCAGAACAUCUGCAUCUACCACAAGCAGGACGUGUACGCGCGGCUGUCGCUGCCGGGGGAGGGAGCGCCGGCGGCGUCGACGCAGGUCAUCAACGGCGGGGGCCGUAACCCGGUGUUCGACCAGUCGCUGCGCCUGGGCGUGCGCGCCGGGGACGUCGACGGCGCGCUCCGGUGCGAGGUGUGGAUGCUGAGCCGGGUGAAGAACUACCUGCAGGACCAGCUGCUGGGGUUCGCGCUCGUGCCGCUCCCGGACGUCGUCGCCGCCGAGGGCGGCACGCUCUCCCGCGAGUUCCCGCUCUCCACCAACGACAUCUUCCACUCCCACGCUGGGUUCCUGCAGCUCGAGCUCUCCUACAUCGGGGUCGUGCCUGAGGUCGUGCCCAUCUCGCCGACGCCCAAGCCGGCCCUGGCCGACACGGAGGAGCCCGAGGUCGCCGGAGCCGGCGCCGGCGACGCGAACGGCAAGGAGUACGAAAAGAUCGAAUUCCCUGAUCUGAAUCUCGUGGAGGAGAACCAGAUUAUGUUGUCGGAGUACAUCGGAUUGCCGUGCUCCGCGGUGGAGCCGCAGAGCUCCGGGAGCCUCCUCACCUCAGAGGACGGCGACGGCGCCACCGCAGAGACCCACGUCGCCGGCGUGCGCGUCGUGGAGAGCUUCUCGACGGACAACAGCACCGCCGACUCGGUCGGCACCUUCCGGACCGACACGCCGGUCAGCAGCGUGUCCACCACGGACUCCCCAGCCGCCGUGGCUGUACCGGCCACCCCGCAGUCCAACUCAGAGCCGUCGUCGGGCAAUGCCAUGUCGUCGGCGGAGCAGAAGGAGAAGGCCGCCGACGCGGAGGUGGAGUCCUCCCGCACCGUGCAGAGCAGCCCGGCGGUCAACUCCCCCGGCGCCAUGUCGGAGAGCGCGGUGGACAAGCCGCCGGUGAUCAGCGUCAACAUCGAGCAGGAGGUGAAGGUUGACCAGAAGGAGAUCAUGGACAUGUACAUGAAGAGCAUGCAGCAGUUCACGGAGUCCCUCGCCAAGAUGAAACUCCCGCUCGACCUGGACAACGGCAACGGCAGCAGCAGCAACAAGAGCUCAACCGGCGCCGGCGCUGGCUCCGCCGCGUCGGACGGCGCCGACUCGAGCGCGGCGGCGAAGAAGCCGACGGCCGGAGGGCCGGAGAAAUCUCCCAAGGUGUUCUACGGAAGCCGGGCUUUCUUCUGAUUGAAAGCCGAAACGAAGCAAAGCAAAGAGAUGGGGGCAUUUGCAGCCGUCGGAUCUCAGCUGAAACUUACUAGUGCAGAGGAAUAACACUUUCUCGUGCUGUUGUUGUUGUUCUAGGCUUGUCAGAUCGCAAGACGAGCAAACUAGCUGCUCUGUUUUAAUAUAUCAGUACUCUAAUGAAGAAAUGGUUUGGUUUCUUUGUUUCAA
Messenger RNA from Oryza brachyantha (malo sina), 1827 nucleotides. RefSeq lists its product as uncharacterized. The record is from RefSeq and is a predicted model, not a curated record. The coding region runs from base 307 to 1620 and encodes 437 amino acids. The transcript has 2 exons. NCBI's taxonomy places the organism in Eukaryota, Viridiplantae, Streptophyta, Magnoliopsida, Poales, Poaceae.